AAAAAACAAUUUUUGUCAACAAAGCAUGUCGCUUAUUAAAAAUUUGGUAAAGGAAACGGAGAACAAGCCGAAGAAGAAAAAGAAAGAUGCUGGAUCCGGGGACAGCGAUUCUGAUGGCAAGGGAGGGCCACUGCGACCAUUUGUCAAAACGGCCACCGAUCUGCAGAGGCUAAAAUUAGAAAAACUGAUGAAGCAUCCUGAGAAGCCAGUAAUCAUACCAGAGGCACGUCGCGAACGGGACUACAAUGCGUCGGUGCCAACAUUUGUGCGAAACGUAAUGGGCAGCAGUGCUGGAGCUGGAUCCGGGGAGUUCCAUGUUUAUCGGCAUUUACGUAGGAAGGAAUAUGCCCGCCAGAAAAAUAUACAGCAUCAAAGCGCUCGCGAGGCUGCAGACGAUGCAUUCCAACAGAAAAUAGAUGACAACCGACGAUUGGCAGAGGAGCGUACAGCCAAAAAAAGAGCAAAGAGGCUCAAGAAGAAACAGCGCGCAAAAAAGCCACGAGAACAAAAGACGGACGUAGUAAAACCGGAAUCGGAGUCAAGUGGAAGUGCGUCGGAAGAUGAAAAUGUUGAGCAGAAGCCAGAUACUGUAGAUCCAAAGCCAGAGAGCCCAGAUUCGCAGAAAGAGACGGCAGAUCCAAAGUCAGAAAUCAACGGUCCUGAACCACUAGAGACAUCGGAUCUCUUUGAUGCUUCUGCCCCUGCGAAAAAUGAAACCUGAUUAGAUAUCUCCAAUCUAAGAACUUCUGUGCGAAGAAAUACAUCUAGUUUAUUAAAACAAAA
Drosophila persimilis is the source of this 783-nucleotide messenger RNA. Its product is annotated as PRKR-interacting protein 1 homolog. The record is from RefSeq and is a predicted model, not a curated record. NCBI's taxonomy places the organism in Eukaryota, Metazoa, Arthropoda, Insecta, Diptera, Drosophilidae. Gene Ontology annotation, molecular function: double-stranded RNA binding; protein kinase binding; protein kinase inhibitor activity. Bases 26 to 721 code for a protein of 231 amino acids. Gene Ontology annotation, cellular component: nucleolus. Gene Ontology annotation, biological process: negative regulation of protein kinase activity. The transcript is spliced from 2 exons.